CACCGGUGACGUCAGUAGGUCCAGCAGCGAGAUAGGAACUGGCCCAGAGUUAAGGCCUGAGCCCCCGGAGCCCGAGCGAAGCCGGAUAUGAGGUGACCGGAGUGUGUGACGGAGCCGCGGGGCAGACCCGGGGGAAGGAGAGGUCAGUGGAGGCGGUGGCUACAGAAGCAGAGGAGUCGGGGGAGGCCUCCGGGGCCGGGAAAGUGACAGGACUGUCCGGGAUAUUGUCCCUGUUCCGCCAUGGACGAGCAGGAAGCUCUGAAGUCCAUUAUGAAGGACCUUGUUGCCCUCCAGUUGGGCAGAAGACAGCGAAUACCUGGAAUUGAACCAGUGAAGACCAAGUGCAACAUACCGCCCAAUAAACAGGCCGAUGUCAGAAUAAAGUUUGAGCACAGUGGGGAGAGAAGUAUUCCUUUUCUCUCACCGCAGCUCUCCAUUCCGCUCCGAAGUCAGGAUGAUCUGGACAAGGCCGUGGAUCUCCUAGACCGGAGUUCCAGUAUGAAAAGCCUCCGGAUUUCAUUGUUUUCCCAUGAUCGCAAUCAUAUCUCCUCAUCCCAUACUGGUAUCCAGAAGCAAGUGCGUAUCAAGGCCUCUCAGUCUGUGGGGGAUGUCAGCACUGUGUAUCACCCAGCAGAACCACGGAGCCGGCAUCUCUCAGUCACUUCUCAGAACACAGGCCGCAGCUCCCCUCCUCCUGGAUACGUACCUGAAAGGCAGCAAAGAAUUGCCCGUCAGGGUUCUUACACCAGCAUUAACAGCGAGGGAGAGUUCAUACCAGAGACCAAUGAGCAAUGUGCACUGGACCCACUAAGUAGUACAGAAAAUUCCAUAUCCGGAAGCUGCCAGUCACUAGAUCAGUCGGAAGACAGCCCUUCCUUUAGGAAGUCACGGAUGUCCAGAGCCCAGAGUUAUCCGGAUAAUAGGCAAGACUUUUCAGAUCGUGAGAAUCAAUUCUGUGAUCGAGCUGGGAAGGGUGGCACCUACCCUCGGAGGUACCAUGUGUCCAUCCAACACAAAGAGUAUAAUGAUGGACGCAGGACAUUUCCUCGGAUACGGCGUCCGCAAGGAAACCUUUUUACACUUGUCCCAUCAAGUCGUUCCCUGAGCACCAACGGAGAAAACCUUGGUUUGACUGUGCAGUAUAUGGAGAAUCGUGGUCGGCUGCGCAAUGCUGAUAGUGAAAAUACCCUGACUGUCCAGGAGAGGAAUAUAUCUAGCAAAUCUCCCAGUGCCCCUAUAAACUGGCGUCGAGGGAAGCUUCUUGGUCAGGGAGCCUUUGGACGGGUAUAUCUUUGUUACGAUGUGGAUAUAGGACGUGAGCUGGCAGCCAAGCAAGUCCAGUUUGAUCCAGACAGUCCGGAGACUAGCAAGGAGGUUAGUGCUUUGGAAUGUGAAAUCCAACUGCUAAAAAACCUUCAUCACGACCGAAUAGUACAGUAUUAUGGCUGCCUGCGAGACAAAGGAGAGAAAACACUCACCAUCUUUAUGGAGUACAUGCCAGGGGGCUCUGUGAAAGACCAGCUAAAAGCUUAUGGGGCUCUUACAGAGAACGUCACCCGCAGAUAUACACGACAGAUCCUAGAGGGUGUCUCCUACCUGCACAGCAACAUGAUUGUGCACAGGGACAUUAAGGGAGCCAACAUCCUGCGGGACUCUGCUGGGAAUGUGAAGCUGGGAGACUUUGGGGCAAGUAAGCGUCUUCAGACUAUAUGCAUGUCAGGGACAGGAAUCCGCUCAGUGACAGGGACACCCUAUUGGAUGAGCCCAGAAGUAAUCAGCGGGGAGGGCUACGGAAGAAAAGCUGAUGUCUGGAGCCUGGGCUGCACGGUGGUGGAAAUGCUAACAGAAAAACCUCCUUGGGCUGAAUAUGAAGCGAUGGCGGCCAUAUUUAAAAUCGCCACCCAGCCAACCAACCCACAGCUGCCGCCAAAUACUUCAGAGCAAUGUCGGGACUUUGUAAAGCGAAUAUUGGUGGAAGCAAGACAGAGGCCGUCUGCCGAAGAACUGCUUCGGCAUCCGUUUGCUCAGCUAACAUUUUGAGUCUCUGGAAUCGCGGUUUCCGUCUUGUUUAUUGGACCUUCUCGGGAUGCCAUUCAAUCAAGCAGCCAGAUUUCAGAUUUGCGUUUAUGGCAAUCAUCCCCGUGCUGUAUCUAGAGCAGGUUCUAGAGCCAGCAGCUGGGGAGACACGAUCAGUGUUAGAGCAUCGGAGCAAUUGUUUCAUUCCAUCUCCUACAUUUAGGAGCCCACAAGUGUCAAACUGGGUGUCCUUACCCAUCACAAGACAAAUCUGGUAACUGAGUUUAUAAAAGCUGUGGACCAAUGGAAGCUGUGUCCAAUUGCUACAUAAAGGGCACACUCCUGCUUCCCAGACAAGUGCCUUAAAUAACUCCUUCCAUGCCAGGGAUGCCAAGUGACUCUGGCCAGACGGGCCUUUUUUUGAUGUAUCUCGAAAACGAAAAUUUAAGCUUGAGCAUACUGAAAUAAGAAACUUUGUAAAUACAAUCGAUUAAAUAUUCUGCAUUGUUUCUGAAAUAAUCAAGUUUAUCAUCCCAUUCCC
Xenopus laevis (African clawed frog) is the source of this 2557-nucleotide messenger RNA. RefSeq names its product mitogen-activated protein kinase kinase kinase 3 S homeolog (gene map3k3.S). The transcript has 15 exons. The coding region runs from base 241 to 2040 and encodes 599 amino acids. Lineage: Eukaryota; Metazoa; Chordata; Amphibia; Anura; Pipidae. The record is from RefSeq and is a predicted model, not a curated record.